AUGAGCCUGGAACUGUCACUUUCGACGUUUGACCGGGGGCGCCUGAACCUCUCGUGGUCCACGUUUACCUCGGAUCAUUUCGCCCCCUCGGACGAGCCCAGAAGACUGGAUCUCAUCCUGUCGCCGGAUCUGACCACUUUGUCCAGCUUCAUGGACAGCUUUGAGACCGUGUGGAAUGAGAACCGCGACGAGUCGGCGCUGGACAAGCUGUUCCGUGCUUCGCCUCGUGCUUGCGAGGUCAAUCUCAGCAAUGCCGUAGACCUCCGCGCAGAGGGUAUCACCAACCAGGAGCCUGUCCAGCCUCUGUAUUGGUCGGCCAAGAGUGCGAUUGCGGCCAGGGCGUACCAGUCGAUCUACGCCCACAGGUACGAGAUCAAGGUCGCAGAAGAGUUUGCGCGUUUUCCGUAUCGCGGCUUCCUCAUCCCCAAGGAAACCAAGAUGGUUCGUGGUCUGCCAUACCAGUACAUCGUGGUCAUCACGAAGUGCGAAAACCAGGACUACAUUCCACGCGCGGGCACGCGCCUGAACAUCACCAUUGACGGCAAAUGGGGACUCGAGCCACUGCCGAAGGAAAUCCAGCCCGCGGAAAAGGUCAACAUGCUCUUCAAGGCCAUUACCAAAGCAUACGCUGAGGGGCAGCGCAAUGACGACAUUGAAAGCCAUGUCAUUGAGCGUUUGCAUGUACUUCUGGUCGCGGGCACGGAUGAUCAGAGCCCGGAGCUGCCACAUUCGUCCUCCUCCAACUCAGCCUUAUAUGGACACGUUACGUCAGCCUUGGUCACAUGCUGUUGA
Microdochium trichocladiopsis is the source of this 792-nucleotide messenger RNA. RefSeq lists its product as uncharacterized. The coding region runs from base 1 to 792 and encodes 263 amino acids. The transcript has 2 exons. The record is from RefSeq and is a predicted model, not a curated record. NCBI's taxonomy places the organism in Eukaryota, Fungi, Ascomycota, Sordariomycetes, Xylariales, Microdochiaceae.